Messenger RNA from Betta splendens (Siamese fighting fish), 3270 nucleotides. RefSeq names its product protein phosphatase, Mg2+/Mn2+ dependent, 1La (gene ppm1la). Gene Ontology annotation, molecular function: protein serine/threonine phosphatase activity; cation binding. Gene Ontology annotation, cellular component: nucleus; cytosol. Gene Ontology annotation, biological process: protein dephosphorylation; positive regulation of canonical Wnt signaling pathway; positive regulation of canonical NF-kappaB signal transduction. The coding region runs from base 472 to 1563 and encodes 363 amino acids. Lineage: Eukaryota; Metazoa; Chordata; Actinopteri; Anabantiformes; Osphronemidae. The record is from RefSeq and is a predicted model, not a curated record. The transcript is spliced from 4 exons.
AUGCCAUGUUGAUGCGGAGACUGAGCAGACGCAUAUUCCUAUCGAAGAAACGGGGUCAGAGGCGCAGAGACGGGACGCCGUCAUAUCUCAGCGUCGACUCAACCCCACGGGUGACUCCCACGUCUGUCUCCGGGCUGGGCCUAAGCCAACAAUUCCACAAUGGACCGUGAGAGAUCCAGUCAAGUCGGCGAAUCUUCCUGCAGCUGUGUCGCGAGCCGCGGGUUGAACUGAGACCUCACACGAGGGCGUCCUGUCCGCCUCUGCCUCGCGCUUCUGUCCGCAACUUGGCCGCGCACAGUGCGUGAAUGCGCACUGAAUAGAGAAAACGGCGCUCCGGCGGGCAGUUUACGUGUCGCAGUAAAUCGUUGUCAGAUGUUGUACUAGGGAAUCGAUCUACUGAUACUUCCACGGAGCGGAUGGAGUGAUUUGCGCAAAAGAGGAGACAGGCAGACCGCAGUUCGGUUGCGUGUGAUGAUAGGAGACACAAUGACGCUCUUGUCUCUUCUGGGUCGGAUCAUGCGUUAUUUUCUCCUCAGGCCGGAGACGUUGUUCCUGCUGUGCAUCAGCCUGGCGCUGUGGAGUUACUUCUUCCACACCGACGAGGUGAAAACCAUCGUCAAGUCCAGCCGGGACGCCGUGAAGAUGGUGAAGGGGAAAGUGGCGGAGAUGAUGCAGAACGAGCGGCUGGGAGGCCUCAGCGUCCUGGACGCGGAGUUCUCCAAGACCUGGGAGUUCAAGAACAACAACGUGGCCGUGUACUCCAUACAGGGCCGGCGGGAUCACAUGGAGGACCGCUUCGAGGUGCUCACCGACAUCGCCAACAAGAGCCACCCGUCCAUCUUCGGGAUAUUUGACGGUCACGGUGGAGAGGCUGCAGCUGACUAUGUGAAGGCCCACCUGCCAGAGUCACUGAAGCAGCAGCUGCAGUCCUUCGAGAGGGAGAAGAGAGAGAGCACUCUCUCCUACGCCAGCGUCCUCGAGCAGCGCAUCCUGGCCGUGGAUCGGGAGAUGCUGGACAAGCUUUCUGCCAGCCACGAUGAAGCAGGGACCACGUGUCUGGUAGCGCUGCUGUCAGACAGAGAGCUGACGGUGGCCAACGUCGGGGACUCUCGCGGGGUGCUGUGCGACAAAGACGGCAACGCCGUCGCACUGUCGCAUGACCACAAACCCUAUCAGCUCAAAGAACGCAAGAGGAUCAAAAGGGCAGGAGGUUUCAUCAGUUUCAAUGGCUCUUGGAGAGUCCAGGGCAUCCUGGCCAUGUCCCGCUCUCUGGGGGAUUACCCACUGAAAAACCUCAACGUCGUGAUCCCCGACCCUGAUAUCAUGACCUUUGACCUGGACAAACUGCAGCCAGAGUUCAUGAUCCUGGCUUCCGACGGCCUGUGGGACGCCUUCAGCAACGAGGAGGCCGUUCGGUUCGUCCGCGAGCGUCUCGACGAGCCCCACUUCGGUGCGAAGAGCAUCGUCCUCCAGUCGUUCUACCGCGGCUGCCCCGACAACAUCACCGUCAUGGUGGUGAAGUUCAAAAGCGGAGCUGGAGGAAGUAGCAAGGCGGGGGAGUAGGCCACGCCCCGAGCUCACACUGUCAUCAACGUUUUCCUUGAGUUUUUUUUUUUUAACCAUCUUGUGGAUGGAGCAGGGACGUAUGGACGCUGAAAUCUGUGCACACCGACACAUGCAGACACCGACACGUAACAACACACACGUUAGUUAUGUUUCUAAAUCAGGUGAAGACAUGCAAGCGGAGCAGGUUUACUAAACCCAUCCGCCAGGUUCAUGUCUCAUGCAGACAUGACAACCAGCCACUCCAACCAGCACACAUUAGACUGUGAUUGCUCACUGACUACUGUUUACUGCACAUGCGCACGGAUGGUGCAGCUCCACUGGAAGCGUCCUCAAAUAGUGCCUAUAGGAAUUAACUAUAACUGCAGGAAGCUACUGACGUCACCCUGCUUGCUCCAGCUCAGUGAUGGGAUCCUAAUGUGUUUCACUGCUAGGCUUGAACAAUUAGAGUUUAAAUAAAGACACCAGUGGAUCCAUACCCUGAUUUGACUCAAAGCAAUGCACAUGUAUCACACUCACUUCCUGUUUACUUGACUGGAGUAAACAAUGGCUGUAAGUAAACAUAGGCAUUGAAUAUACAAAAAAAACACUAAUUGGCUUAAUCAGGUGUUUGCACUUAAAUAGUUUUGUUUCAUUUUAGUUCAAUUAGUCAUCAUUUAAAGAAAGUCACUUAAAAAUGAACUUUAAUUGGCUAAAUUAAUUGAUCUCCCUUAUAUGAAAUUAAUAAACUAGCCUCUAAAUGAUAUGAUUAAACACAAUUAUAUCCCAGUUAUGGCUUUAAGGGUUAAUUUUUUUCUGUUUCAGUGUGAAUUCUAAAAUUAAAUUUCUUAUUUCUUAAAGUAUAAAACCAAAGUGUUUAGCUUAGCCGUAGUUGGAGCGUGGACAUCUGAAUAUCAAUAGAGAUGAUUGACACAUGUGGGGAUUAAACCAGUGGGCGAGAGGUAACUGGAGACUGGACGGAUGAGAGUGUUUCUGUUCAAGUCAGCACGAGAUGAGUGAUACUGUAAGAUACAUACACACACACACACAAAUACAUACAGACAGUUAAAGAGUAAUGCAACUUUCACAUAAUGCUCAAGUUCUUCAUCCCGUUAUUUAACCUUAAGAGCUUUGUCAUGUGUGCACAACCUGACUCUGCUCCUGACCUUCACCUCUUGGCGUCGCGGUCGCGUGGAGCGAAUGUGAACAGCUCUGCGAGGCAUGUGCUUUGCUUGUCUGCGUUCACUCGCCACCUGCAGCACGUGCGUCCGUGGACACUGGUUCCACGUGAUGCGGGCGGCGGGAACGGCUUCAGGGCCUCAGGUGCGAUGAGAAACAACCCAUGAAACUGUAGCUGCAGCUUCAGCUACAGAUAUGAUAUGCACGAAGCAAUAACCGGCGUCAUCAACAGCUGCAACGUGAGAAGGGAAGCUACAGUAAACCAUAUUUGACUUACAAUUGUUGUUGUUUGCAUAAUUUGGAGAAGCCUUUUUUUACUUACACUUUAAUAAAUGCCUUAUUUAUUUUUCAGUUUUUCGAUGUUCGGCAGUAUUAUGAAAAUUCACUUCACUGUCAUUCUGCACAAAAACGAGUUUACAAUAAAAUCAUAAAAUAAAAGCCCAUCAUCACCUUCACUGGAGUCCAUGAUUCACACACGACGAGCCGCAGUUCAGUGUAAAAACGUUCUGUGUGUAACAGUAUUAAACAGGCUCUUUGCUCCCAAACGCG